AUCGCUCGUAUGGAAUGGCCCUCAUCAGUCGCGGCGGAUAUCGCGGCGGAGGAGGCGGCCUACGCGGAGCGGCGGCGGCUGGAAACCCUCGCGGGACGAAGCGUCCGCGACGUCAACGUCGCGAGGAGCCGCGCGGGCCCCGUGCCGUUCGACAGCGCCGCGUUCCACGCGGUGGCCGCGAAGAGGAAGCUCGAGAUCGUCUCGAAGCAGUGCCUCGCGAGCGUGAAGCAGGUGAUGUCGCACAAGUGGUCGUUUCCCUUCGUCAAGCCCGUCGACGCGGCGGCGCUGGGGCUGGAAAACUACCACGACAUCGUGAAACAGCCCAUGGACCUCGGGACCGUGCGCGCGAACAUCGAAAAGGGUGGCGUGUACGCCGCGUGCGAGGAGGUAAACCGAGACGUCGAGCUGACCUUCGCCAACGCGAUGCUCUACAACGGCGCGCAGACGGACGUUCACGUCAUGGCGGCGACGUUGAAACAGUUUUGGGAACCUCGCUGGGCGGUGAUCCAAGAGAAGGUGGCGGAGGUGGACGAGAGCAUGACCGCGGAGAAGGAGAGUGCGGAGAAGAAGAGCGCGGAGAUGCACGCGCGGCAGACGCUCGCGGCGGAGGAGAUGCGCUGCGCCGGGCUCAUGGCGGAUCUCGACCAGCUCAAGCGAUCGCUGGAGGACCUGAAGCGGACGUCGGUGCGGAUCACGCGGCCGAUGGACGAGCGAGAGAAGAAGCGGCUCGCGAACACGAUGAUGAAGCUCCCGCGGCGGUACCGCGAGGAAGCGCGCGACGUCAUCGCGGAGACGGAGGGGGAGCACAUGGUGCCGGUGGAGGCGGUUGCGCGGUGGGGGGAGAUUUUGGAAGAUUUGCCGCGGUUUAGCGCGGUGGCGCAUCGCAGGCUCGCGUUGUUCGCGAAGAACACGCGAAGGAACGCGACGCGGGGGAUCAUCGGCGGCGGGCACGGCGUGGAGGGCGACUGGUUCUCCGAGAGCGACGAGGAGGAGGAACCGGAACCGGAACCGGAACCGGCGGCCGACGCGAUCGCGAGCGCGAAGAUGGAGGCUCAGAAGAAGGAUGACGCCGCGGACGACGCGAAGACCGCUGUUCGUAAGGACGGCGUCGAGGACGAGACCGCGACGAACGGCAGCGACGGCAGCAUGGAGGACGAGACGCUCGCGCUCGCGGCGGCGGCGGCAGCGGCGGCGGCGGCGAAGUCGACGACGAUGGACGUCGGCUUCGCCGGCGGCUUCGCAUCCGGCGUCGGCGGCAGCGUCAGCCUCGGCGGCGGCGGCGCGGCAGCGGCGGCGGACGAUCCGCUGCUCGCGCUCGUCGGCGGCGGAAUGGGCGGGAUCGGGAUCGGGAUAGGCGGCGGGGACGGAUGGCACGCCGCCGCGGCGAACCCGGAACUCAUGGAGGUGGUGCGCGUUGCGUCCGGGCCGCACCUGGCGUGAGGAGAGGAGGGAGUUUUACGACGGAUGGCGACGACCGACGACGUUCAAUUUUACGUCCCCCGUCCUCGUCGGAGGAGACGACGCGGGAAGGCGGAAAACAAUUUAGCACGCGCGCGAACGCCGGUCGACACGGUUAACGCAUUGUUAAUACGAACCGACCGAGGUAGAAG
Molecule: messenger RNA, 1610 nt
Organism: Micromonas pusilla CCMP1545
Lineage: Eukaryota; Viridiplantae; Chlorophyta; Mamiellophyceae; Mamiellales; Mamiellaceae
Product: bromodomain-containing protein
Exons: 1
Coding region: 10-1440 (476 amino acids)
Molecular function (GO): protein binding
Source: RefSeq, a predicted model, not a curated record